UUAGUUUGUGCCGGUUGAAGAUGAUCCAAAAACCUGAUAAAACUCCCGUCUUUCCUUUAAGUUUAGCUAACCAAGGUCCACCAAUCUUAGUCGAGAUUUGCAUGUGGAACACUACGGGUCAAAAUUAAUAAACAAAUUACCAACAAAUUCUGACACUUGUAAAAUGACUUUGCCAAUUUUUGUUGUGGAUGCCUUCAUCGUAGAAGGUAAAGCAUUCACAGGAAAUGCAGCUGGAGUGGUUCUCCUGGAAUUUGAUGAUGAUAUUUCGGACGAGAAGAAGCAACAAAUAGCGGAGGAAAUGAACCUGAGUGAAACUGCAUUUGUUUCUUUUGGGUGGACUAAAGGCAACAAAUUGGCCGCAGUUGAGGGUACUGCGCAAAGAACGCUCCGAUGGUUCACACCGACGAAUGAAGUCCCGCUUUGUGGACAUGCCACGGUAGCCUCGGCCAAAGUAAUUGCAAACGUGCAGCUCCAAGAAGGGGGAGAAAAAAGCAUCAGUUUUGACUCCAAAUUUAGAGGAAAGUUGGGAGCUGACCUUCAGUCCGAUGGAUCUGUUUCCCUCAACUUCCCUUCCAACCCCACCCACGUGUUGAACCAAGACGAAAAUCCAUGGCUCCCUUCCGUCAUUCAACAUUGUGUCGGAUCAAAAGAUUUGGUGGACGGUGUCCAUUACUCGCCAGGCACCAAAAUCCUCUUAAUCCGGCUGAAGGACGAAUUAACGGCAGAGGGUCUUCGCUCCGUGAGACCAAAUUUUCAGGCCCUUCUGGACAUUGACACGGGUAACUUUCUCCGAGAUAUCAUCGUAACUGUGAAGGGAGGAAGCACUGACAGCCCUGAUUUUUUCUCCCGCUUCUUCGCACCCUGGGACGGAAUUAACGAAGACCCCGUAACUGGAUUGGCUCACACUGUCCUGACCCCAUUCUGGACAAAGGAGCUCGGAAAGGUUGGCCCCCUCAAGGCAAGACAGCACUCUACUCGGGGAGGUGACCUCGAAUGCACCUUACUUGGUGAUCGCGUUAAAAUCACUGGUCAAGCCAGAAUUGGACUAAAGGGCCAAUUGUUUAUUUAACUAUGUAUGAGGGAGAAAUGAGUAAUAAAAAUGCACAACUGAAAUGAC
Folsomia candida is the source of this 1117-nucleotide messenger RNA. Its product is annotated as phenazine biosynthesis-like domain-containing protein. The transcript has 3 exons. NCBI's taxonomy places the organism in Eukaryota, Metazoa, Arthropoda, Collembola, Entomobryomorpha, Isotomidae. Gene Ontology annotation, biological process: biosynthetic process. Gene Ontology annotation, cellular component: cytoplasm. Gene Ontology annotation, molecular function: isomerase activity. Bases 164 to 1069 code for a protein of 301 amino acids. The record is from RefSeq and is a predicted model, not a curated record.